GACCCUGUUUUGUUUGAAUGUUUAUAAAGAAGACCAUGGAGACUUCCUGUUGGAGAAGAAUGUUUAAGAUUGAAAUAUGGCGGUCCAGCUCACCGUUGCCGUCUCGGGCGCAGACGAGCUGUGUCCUGUCCCCAGGGGAAACUGUUCAUGUGAAACUGUGGAAACGCAAGGCCAAUACUGUCCACUCUGCACCUGCAAGCCGGAUGUUACGGACGUAAUGUGUUUAUUGAAUGUUGAUGGCGGCUGGUCGGCAUGGAACACCUGGAGCGACUCCAGCUGCAACUGUGGUGUGGGGUACCGGACCAGAUCUCGCACCUGCGACAACCCCCUGCCCAUUAACAACGGGACGCUGUGUGAGGGGCCUCUAUGGGACAUACAACCAUGCUGCAGGGGCACCUUUGACUGUGACUUUGAGACUGACAUGUGUGGCUGGACUCAGAAUUCUCAACUUCAAGAUAACUUUGACUGGACACGACAUCGGGGAUCCACAGGUUCUGUCGACACAGGACCAUCUUUUGACCACACAAUGGGGACGAACAUAAAUGGCCACUAUGUGUACAUUGAGACAUCCUCAGCAGGCGCUGGUGACAAGGCACUACUGUCCAGUCCUACAGUCACCACCGACUGUACAAAGUACCUGCGCUUCUGGUACCACAUGUAUGGCAGCGCCAUCGAGACGUUGAACGUGUAUGUAAGGACAGGGUCUUCUCUUCCAACAGUCCCUAUCUUCACUAGGACAGGCGAGCGGGGCAACCAGUGGCUCCGUGCUGAAGUAGAAAUCAGCAUCACCGGCAGUUACCAUGUGGUCAUAGAGGGAAUCAGAGGGUCAGGCAUCACUGGGGACAUUGCGCUGGAUGACAUCACACUCCAGGCAACUGGUACUUGCACAACAGGUUGUUGCCGCAAUAACCCGUGUCAAAACUACGGGACUUGUGUCGAAGAUGCAGCAACUGCAACAGGAUACACAUGCCUCUGUUUGGACGGAUGGGAGGGGGAAAACUGUACCCAGGAUGUAGAUGAGUGUCAGAGCAGUCCCUGUGGCCCUGGUACCUGCCAUGACCGGCUCAACGGUUACCUCUGUCAGUGUCCAUGGGGCUACGAAGGAAUCCACUGCGAAGAAGCAGGAGAUUUGCUAGUGGAGUGUUCGAAAGUUGAAGUUUGCGAGCACACCAUACAAGUCGAGAUUCCUUCAGGCAGCUGUAGGGUGUAUGCCAAUAUCGUGGAAGGAAAUUGGAAGUAUGAUGUACCCAUUCGGCCCAUCUACAGCAAAAAUAACGCCUUCCGUGGUGACGUGGAUCUGACGAGUUGCCCCGGUGGUACCAUCACUGGGUACCAGUGGUACGUUUUUGAGGAAGUACUGAUUGGUGGAGCCACUGUGUACAACGUACUCAAUUUGAACAUCAGGGCUGAUGAAGUGGAGUUGGUGCUACCCAGCCAGUCACUGUGGCCUCAGAAGUACAUGAUUCAGUUUCAGGUCACUGUACAAAACCACACAACUGAUCACAUGAAGGUAUAUGCUGUGGCACGAACAUGGAUCGAAAUGUUCGCAUCGCCGUUGGUGGUAACGCUUGGACCAGCGCUCGUCACCCGUUACGCUCACGGUGACCUUUGGGUGAGCGCUGAAGGUUCUUGGGAUCCUGAAGGUUUAGCCGACCCAUCCGAGUGGAGCUACCUUUGGACAUGUAAUUGGACUCAUGGUGGAGCUGUUGAAGACUGUGCUGCACAAGAGACAGAGAGACCAGAAGUACAGCUAGGCAGGGACAACAGUCUGCCAGAGAAGACAACAUACAGCAUCACAGUCGUAGCCUCCUAUCCAGGAAGGGGUGGAGUCACAGCGUCUCAGACAGUGAUCCUCCAUGACUGCUCAGCUUGUCAAUUAUCCAUCAAGUGUGUCAGGAACUGUGACCAGACUGGGCUGGACCAGACGGCCCCUCUCCUACUCAAGGCUGUCCCUGGAACAAACACUACCGCCAUGUACCAGUGGUCAGUUGUGGGGUCCCCAGGUGCCUUUACAGGCCUGCCAACCACAGUAGAUGUGACAAGGGAAACACUUAAUGUGGAAGCGAACGUGUUUGAAGCUGGAGAAGAGUACAGCGUUACCUUAGUCAACCACAUUCAACAGUGCAGCGAUGAGAGCGCUGUAUCAACAUGGGUGUUCCGAGUGAGACCAGGUGUCCGCCUCGGUAACGACAGCAUCACAUGUGAUAUACACCGUGACGGCUCAGGUGGAUGCGUCUGUUGCGAAGAAGUCUUUGAUGAACUUGGCCCAGUGACCUACAAAUUUCUCAUCAUUGCGCCAUACGAUAAAGACAGAGGCCAAGUACAGUUUCCAGAUAACAGCACCUUUUUGGAGACUACAUUGCCACUAACACCUUAUGAAACAAUGAUUCCAAGGUACUGUCCAGACGUCCUGCCACAAGUUCCCAUCAUCGUGCAAGUUUGGGUCUCAGCAAUCGAUGGACGACUACUGGUAGAGAAGAACAUAACAGGAAGUUUGUCUGAAGAAGAAGAAGCACCUCCUGCCGAAGUUAUCGAGACACUAGCCAGAACUGAGCUGAGAGAUAUGGGUACCAUCCAAAACGUAGCGACACUCAUCACUCUGGGUUCUGCCAAAAAUCUGGAUUUAGGAUCUAAGGCUACUGCCGCAAAGACGCUUCAGGCAACGGCAGAGGCAUUGAGGGCCAUAACAGAAUCUGGUUCAGAUGUGUCAGUGGCAGACAUUAACCUUGUCACAUCUACCAUAUUUACAGGAAUGACCCAUAUGUUGGAAGACUCAUCGAAUACGUCCUCAAAUGUCAAAGAUACUGAAGAGGUGAAGCAAAUUGCUAGCGCUGCGUACAACACAAUGGAUGCCACAGCGGACGUGUAUCUCUCCCUUAUGACCGAGGAGGGAGCUACAGCAAUUCUUCACAUGCCAAACCUUCACUUCAAAGCACAGAAAGGAGGAUGCCAAGAAGAGCAAAGGAAGAUACUUGUGGUGCAAGAUUUGGUGGUGGUAACUCCAUCAUUCCGUGACCUGUCUUCUGAGUGCGGUGAAGACAAUACCGUAGGUCUUGUGUUGACGGAAGCCAACUUCAACACUUUAAAAUACGCGGGCAACUCACGGGAGAUCCGAUCCGAGGUUGUGAGUAUGGCGGUCCGUGUUGGGGGAGAGAUCAAACCGGUCGACCAUCUCCCCGACCCCAUUGACAUGAUCAUCCGCCGGGAUGAGCAGGACAUGGCCAGCACCAUGUUCACUCAUGUCGGCAGGAUUGUAUCCGAUAGUGACUUUGCUGUUGCAACGUUCCGUCCACAGAAGUCCGGAACUGCUCUCAGCAUCUACCUGGACGUUGAGCAAACCCCAGAACCUCGAGAUAUUCGCCUGGUUCUGCAAAAUGAAUUAUCAGACUCAAUUUCAGAAAUUGACUAUGACAAAAUCAGCUUGACAACCGUUCUGCCUGUGCCACAGCACGAGUUGUUCACACUACCGUGGAUGUACAAUGGCACAGAGGGCAACCUAACGGCCAGUCCCUACUCCUGGCUGAUACUCCCUGAAAAGGGACCAAUAAAUGUCAACCAGAACGCAACCAACACUACCUACUUUUUACACAUACUUCAUGAUACCAAGAAUGACAUCUCCAGAGCCAAGGUGACGAGUAAGUUUACAGUCAGCAUACUGGAAACUGCUUGCGUGUACUUUGGAGAAGAGUCACAGCAGUGGCUGAGCGAUGGAUGCAAGGUGGGUCCACUGUCGAAUACCACCCACAUCCACUGCCAAUGUGACCACCUGACCAAGUUUUCGGGAUUUGUUCCCCCGAACCCACUGAACUUUGACCAAGUAUUCAGCGCCAGUAUUGCUGAAAACCAAGUUGGUCUCAUCGCCGUUCUGGCUGUACUUGGACUGUUUGUGAUGGGCUGCCUGUUGGCGAGGAAGGCAGACAGGGCAGAUCUGCAGAAGGUCGGUGUGACCAUACCAACCGGUCUUCGGCUGAACUCCAACAUUGACAACCAGUACAUCAUAACAAUCUACACAGGGUACAGGGCAGGUGCUGGGACCACUGCACAGGUUUCCAUUGCCCUGUUCGGGUUUAUGGAUGAGAGCGAGCCCAUCCACCUGUGUGACAACAGGCGGGUGCUGUUUGAGAGCGGCAGCGAGGACUCCUUCCUGGUGUCCACGGAGAGCCGCCUCGGCAUGCUCACACACGUCCACGUCUGGCACAACAAUGCUGGCUUCAGCCCUGGAUGGUUUCUUAGCAGGGUCGUGGUGAAACAUGUACGUUCUGGUCACCAGGACUACUUCCUCUGCAACAGGUGGCUAGCUCUAGAAGAGGAUGACGGCAGAAUCAACCGUAUGAUUUUUGUUGCGACCCCGGAAGAGAUGGCCAGCCUAUCAAACCUGAUCAUGAGCAAGAUGUCAAAAGACGCCCAUGAUGGCCACCUUUACUACUCCAUGGUCGGCCGUCCCGCCCGCAGCAGCUUCAGCCGUGUGCAGCGCCUGACGUGCUGCAUGUGCACGGUAUACUGCACCAUGGUCACCAACAUCAUGUUCUUUGGACAGGGAGACAAGUUUGACCCACCAGAACCCAUCAGGUUCAUGGGUGUGGAGUUUGAACUCCCAAUCAGCUUACCUGAGGUACAUAUAGGCUAA
Branchiostoma floridae (Florida lancelet) is the source of this 4627-nucleotide messenger RNA. RefSeq lists its product as uncharacterized. The coding region runs from base 77 to 4627 and encodes 1516 amino acids. The record is from RefSeq and is a predicted model, not a curated record. The transcript is spliced from 30 exons. NCBI's taxonomy places the organism in Eukaryota, Metazoa, Chordata, Leptocardii, Amphioxiformes, Branchiostomatidae. Gene Ontology annotation, molecular function: protein binding; calcium ion binding; calcium channel activity. Gene Ontology annotation, biological process: detection of mechanical stimulus. Gene Ontology annotation, cellular component: membrane.